AUGUCUCGGCAGACCCCGCGUAAAAGCCAGACCCGAGGCAACCAAAGCCAGCCCUCCAUCUCCCAAUCCACCUCACACUCUGGCAGCCAAGGUCAACAAGUGCAACAAGACCAACAGCAAUACCAACAGCAGGAUCAGGUGCAAGGUCAUGCUCGGAGCAGAUCCCACCAGCUACUAGCACAACGUCGAGCAGAACAAGAAAGAGUUGCCUCACUGCAGCUACAGCUCCAACUAGCCCAAGCAGCCCAAACAGCCCAAGCAGCCCAAGCAGCCACCUCCGACUACGAAUCCGAAACCGCCCACUACAUGGCUUCCAACCCCACCGCAGUGCCGGCCUUGGCCACCGCCCUGGCUUCGCGCACCAACACCGACCUCAACCUGCGCGUCCUCAAGCGCUACCUUCCGAGCAUCACCAGCAUCCUCUCCAUUGCCGCCAACGCUGUCGUCUACUCCCUCGACGAGAACGCCACGUGGAUCAAGUCCAACAUGGAGGGUACCAUGUUCAUCUGCUCCCAGGGCGGAGAGGAUGGUGUCGUGGGCGAGAACGGCUGCCUCUUCAUGCUCAAUCGCAAGGGCCUGCAGAACUUCGUCGUCGACCUCAACAAAGUUAAGGAAUUCGAGCUCAACGACCCGUACUUCAUGUUCAAGUUCAAGGAAGAGGAUGCGCCCAAGGUCUACAUGGAGAACGGAGAGGCUGUCACGACUGUCACCGUUGGCGUAUGGACCUUUGCUGAGGAGGAGGCCGAGCGAGUCACGAAUGCGGCCCUGAUUUACGAGAUGUGGACCAAGGUGUGCGAGGCACGAGAGAAGAGAGCUGCUGCUGGCGUCUCUGAGAAGACUGCGGAGGCGGGCCCGGCUGCGCAGGCCAUGGACCAAGGCCGCAAGCUGAGUGUCAGCGAUCUCUUCAAGGCUGGACCGAGCAACGCUGGACCGAGCAAUGGAACACGAUAA
This is a messenger RNA of Anthostomella pinea, 951 nucleotides long. The record is from the annotation of a GenBank genome assembly. NCBI's taxonomy places the organism in Eukaryota, Fungi, Ascomycota, Sordariomycetes, Xylariales, Xylariaceae.